This is a messenger RNA of Rosa rugosa (rugosa rose), 965 nucleotides long. RefSeq lists its product as uncharacterized. The transcript has 5 exons. The record is from RefSeq and is a predicted model, not a curated record. NCBI's taxonomy places the organism in Eukaryota, Viridiplantae, Streptophyta, Magnoliopsida, Rosales, Rosaceae. Bases 196 to 804 code for a protein of 202 amino acids.
CAAGACCCUAAAAAAAAAAAAAAAAACUUAUUUACGGCGAGUUUUUGUCGCUGCAGAAGCAAGACCCAUAAAAAGGGACAGGAUCCUCAAUUCCUCACACUACCGAGUUACGGCAGGAUUUAGUUUUUGUUCCAUCCUUUUCUUCCUGCAACUAAACCCGUCUCUCCAUCAAUACAAAACCAAGCCUUCCACACCAUGCCCACGCAGAUUAGCUACAGCAGGGGAGCACGAGAAGUCAAGGUGGAAGAAGUCAUUUUGAAAUUAAGAUCCGACCUGAGCCAGAAGAGUUCGAAUUCCCUGCAAAUCUCUAGGCCCCGGGAGAUCAAUAUUCAAGGAGGAGUACUGACGGUGGAAGACUGGCAGGAGAAAUUCAGAUACGUGAAAUCAGGUUACGGUCAUGGUCAUGGUCACGGUCAGGGCGAGAAUCCAACCCAGCAGAUCGAUAAGGACCCGGAGAUCAAUAUUGAAGCUGGUGGUAGUGGUAAAAGUACAGAUAAUCCUCCUGCAAGGAGUUGGGAAGAUGAAUCAGAUGAUGAUAUGCUCCUUCACAUAUAUGGAGUACCAUUUGCUGAUGACGGGUUUGACGGACCUCUUGCAAGAUGUGAGCUUUGUGGUCAGACCGUAUCUCACUAUGCUGCAAGCUGCCCCUACUUGAUUCAUUUGCCACAUCACAUAACUCUUCCUCGUGGUUAUGACAGAGCUUGUAAGUGUUGUGGUACCAAGGAUGGCCACCCUGGUCAAAAGUGGGAGGGAUUUGCUAUCCGCAAGUAUUAUUUUAAUUGUUGUCGGGGAAGUGACCACUAGGAUGGUGACCCAGAAUGUCCCAAGAAAAAGCAACGUGUUUCGUAAGCUAUCAACAAAAUUAUGGGGCUUUGUCAUUUUCUGGGCUAGUUUGUUGUAUUUCUAGCCUUUUCACGCUAUGAGUAUGUCAAAUGUUUUUAUUUUAAUUCACUUAUGUUGUGUUU